AUGCCCACUCUAACACAGAUUGCUCUACAUCUUACCUUGAGUCUGGAGAGCACCGGAAAUCUCAUCUUCUCAUGUGCCUUCACCAACGGGAGUGUAAAUCUGUGUGAUAAGUCUGAUGCUGCUGGAGUUUUCCCCAACUGCUCUUGUAGCUUUUCUGGCCAGCUACUGUUUACCAGAGAUUUAACCGUCUCAGCUGCAGUAACUAUUGGAGAUCAGAAGAUCACAGAGAUGUUGACACUAAGGAACUGCUUCAGUAUCACAAAUAAUUCAGCAAACGCUUCUUAUAUACAGUGUGUGCAGUGCAUCUCUGCUGGGUGUCACUGGUCGUCUUCUCUCCAGCGAUGUGACUGGACACCUGAAUUUGGGCCGCAGUUACAAAUGGAUUUAUGUAAAGAUUUACUUUCUGGGACGGACUAUAAAGAGCCUGAGAUUCUCUCCCUAGAGCCCAACAAAGUUUCUUUCCAUGGCAGAAACAGAGUUUUGGUAAGAGGGAGGAACCUGGAAUCUGUCACCAAAAUCCAUAUUCGAGGGGAUCUGGACUGCAUUCCAAAAGAAGCUCCAGUGUUUGAAUACUUCAAUGACACUCUACAGUUCCACAUUCCUCCUAGUGAAACUAAAGGCACAGUAAAAGUGUGUGCUGUUACUCCUCAUGGCCGUUGUCAUGGUAACAGCAUCAUCACUUACAGUUCCCAGCCCACCUGCACAGGAAUACAUCCCAAAGUCACCUGGAGCAGCCAUCUAUUUGCUGAAACCAAAAGAGGAGUGGAUCCACAGGCCAACCCAUCACAACCCCGCAGGGUAUAG
Messenger RNA from Xyrauchen texanus (razorback sucker), 804 nucleotides. RefSeq lists its product as uncharacterized. The transcript has 7 exons. Bases 1 to 804 code for a protein of 267 amino acids. The record is from RefSeq and is a predicted model, not a curated record. Lineage: Eukaryota; Metazoa; Chordata; Actinopteri; Cypriniformes; Catostomidae.